AUGGCAAACCCCUUUGCUUCAUCUAAACAACCCUCGCUCUUUCCAAUGACGAUUCCAAGCCUCGACGUCUCAAAGGCCGAAUACCGUCUUUUUUACCAAUACGAGCGAGCCCUAUUCAAAAUCUUCUUUCUAUUCUUGCAACGUGAGGUUGUUGAGACAACACUCGUGAUCGGGUUUCUCCUGUGGCUAGAAAGAGGAGGGUAUACAUCGAACCCUCUUGGUAAAAUGUUCAUUAAGUUUUUGUCCCCUAAAGCAAUCAAUGAAGUUGCUGAUGAGGCCCUUAUAUGCGUUAGGUUCUUGCAAAAGAAAGCAAACAAGUUGAUGUUUCAGGGAAGCAACAAUAAUUAUAACAUAACAAAACUUCAGUGUUUUCUUGAUCGGAAACAUAUAAAUCUUGAUGAGCUUAAUCUCUAUGGGGAUCUGAUAUGUAAUGAGGUAUGUUGCAUAGCCCAGGAUGUUUCUGCGAAAGCUCUUGAUGAUAUUCUAGAACAAGUUACCAUCCAUAGUGAGACUCCUGCAAUGUACCCUCACCAAGACCCUAUAGUCCCCAACAGUUUUGGUGAUCUCGGGUACACAGGUACCGAAGUUAGAUUUCAACAAGUACCAUCAGCUAGAGUAGCAUAUCAAGAUACAAAAUUUGUGCGAAACUACCAGAUGGCGCACCAAUAUGAAAAUCAACAGAUGAGGAAAUCUACAUACUUAGGCCAGAACCAUACAUAUGCGGGUGGCCGAACGUCUCUAAAUCAUACCCGACUAGUGGAAAGCGAGCCAGAUGAAGAGGUACCACCAGAUGAUCAGACCAUCUUCCUCACCUUUUCUAAAGGUUACCCACUUUCGGAAAAGGAAAUUACAGAUUACUUCUGUAGGAUGUUUGGAGAUAUAAUCCAGUCCCUGCACAUGCAACCAGUUGAAGCAGAGGUUGAUAAAUUUGGUAAACCUGAAUUUUGUAAAUUUUGGGUUCCAAUAAAAGAUGACGAUGAAUUUGUUUCUGCGAAAACAAAAGAGUCAUCUUCUGGCGAUGAAUUUGUUUCUUCGGAAGCAAAAGAGCCACGUUUUGGCAAUGAAUCUGAUUCAUUAAAGUCAGAUGAGCCAUCUGUUGAGGUAACUAAAGUGGAUGUGCGUGCGGUCUUACUCAUGCUCUUGGAUAUCGUUUAUGUUUAUCCUUAA
This is a messenger RNA of Helianthus annuus (common sunflower), 1167 nucleotides long. RefSeq lists its product as uncharacterized. The coding region runs from base 1 to 1167 and encodes 388 amino acids. The transcript has 4 exons. Lineage: Eukaryota; Viridiplantae; Streptophyta; Magnoliopsida; Asterales; Asteraceae. The record is from RefSeq and is a predicted model, not a curated record.